Messenger RNA from Racocetra persica, 486 nucleotides. The record is from the annotation of a GenBank genome assembly. Lineage: Eukaryota; Fungi; Glomeromycota; Glomeromycetes; Diversisporales; Gigasporaceae.
AAAUGUUAUAUUGACGAUCAUGAAGCUAAAAUUCGUGACAUGACAAAUGUAGAAAUACAACAAAUUAUACUAAAACAGAUUAUUGAUUUUGUUGGAGGGUUAACCAAUAUUACUGAAAUAUGGUCUGUUGCAGUUGGCGAUGCAAUGGCUGUGAAGCAUUACAUAGUUUUAUUAAAGAAUUAUUCACAUGUUUGUACAUGUCUAUCUAUUAUUCAACAAGGCAUAAUUUGUAGGCAUUAUUUUCGAAUUAUGCUUGCGACCAGUGCUGCAAAAUUUCAUAUCCAAAAGUUUAUCAAAGAAAAUAGUACAACAUUCCAAUGCGAAUCACUUAUGUCUAUUAAUUAUCUAUGUGCAUUUCAACAAGCCAACCGAGACUUUCUUGAAGAAAGCCUUAAUUUGUCUCAGCAAAAAAUGCUUUAUGGAAAGUUACAUGGAAUGUAUAAAAAAGCUAUUCAAAAGGCAUUACAAAGUAAAGUCAAGUCAUAG